Nylanderia fulva is the source of this 869-nucleotide messenger RNA. The record is from RefSeq and is a predicted model, not a curated record. Lineage: Eukaryota; Metazoa; Arthropoda; Insecta; Hymenoptera; Formicidae.
GUAAAAUGUAAAGCCGGAGAACCGUUUCAGAUGUCAAAGUUGUCAGUUUGACGGUCGUCAGAAUCACGGAGAAAAGCAUCUCGAGUGGACGGAGUAAUUGUGAUAAGCUAUUAAAUAAAGAAUUGUGUGUUUUGCGUUCAUCUGUAAUUUUGUUAGAACGUUUUAACAAAAUGGCUGAGUGUGCAGGUCCAUCAAAAGACGGACUGGGCCCGUCGGUAUCGGAUUGCGAAGAUGAUGAUAUAUCAGAAGAUAUAUCGGAUUGGGAAGAUGAUGUUGAUCAAAUAAAGGAAAUGCGUUUCCAAUUUGCAAUCCAAUGGUUGUAUAAAAUUAUGCAAAGCGAGAAUGAUGUUGUGUCAUGUCCGUUUAGCCUUCAUGAUGGACUUCUUAGAAUUUAUUUAACGGUCUAUGAUGACAGUAAGGAACUCUUGAAACGCAUCAUUUUUAAAUCAAGUUAUUUCAAACAUUGGAUUAAACCUAAGAUAGAAAAUUAUACAUCUUAUAGACACCGCUUUGCACAGUUGAUAAGAGAAAAUGAAGAUGAAGAUUUUUCUUAUUCUAUGGAUCAGUGUUUUUGUUGGACUAGUUUCAGAGUUAAAAGAUCUAGAAAUAAAAAAAGACGACGAAACCGAAACUCUAAAGUUUCAAGAUAUUUUAAUAAUACAAAGAAGUUUGAACUUUUUGAUAUUAUGCACAAUGCAGGCCGUAAUGAGAUCGAGAGAAUAACACAUAUUAAUAAAUACAUGAAGGUUUAUACAACAUCUUUCAUGUCUGAACCUUUAGUAUUUCUGAACCGAAGAAAAUCGCCGGAACUUGUAUUAACAAUAUAUUCCCCUCAUCUCUAUCUGUCGCAUCAUCAAUGCCUUCAUUAG